AUGCACUGCACUCAAAGCUCCCUACACAAAUCAAAACUGGUAUCGCUUGAUCUCAUUGUCCAACAACUAGUGGACUGUUCCAGAAAUGACACCAACCAAGGUUGCGAAACUGGUAAUGUGCUCGAUGCCUUCGAUUACAUACAGACAAACGGUAUCACCAGUGAAACAAGUUACCAAUACAUAGGAAAUAAUGAAACAUGUGACAUUGAGAAGAAAAAUAACAUUGCUGCCUGUAUUACGGGCUACUAA
Molecule: messenger RNA, 249 nt
Organism: Prunus armeniaca (apricot)
Lineage: Eukaryota; Viridiplantae; Streptophyta; Magnoliopsida; Rosales; Rosaceae
Source: the annotation of a GenBank genome assembly